Messenger RNA from Sparassis crispa, 1020 nucleotides. RefSeq lists its product as hypothetical. The transcript is spliced from 3 exons. The record is from RefSeq and is a predicted model, not a curated record. Bases 1 to 1020 code for a protein of 339 amino acids. NCBI's taxonomy places the organism in Eukaryota, Fungi, Basidiomycota, Agaricomycetes, Polyporales, Sparassidaceae.
AUGACACUUGAUCCGAAAGUGGAGCCACACCCGAUGCUGUCGCUCUCGCGAGCGGUUGGAAACAUUAUUGUUUGCGGAGCCAAGACGACCAGCCAGGGUAUCGCGAAGACGGAAGUCUCCGACCGCGCAAAGAUGCGUAUGCAGCGUCAGAAGGCGAUCGAAGAGGAACAACAUAUGGAGGAUCUUGAGGCGCUCAAAUUGACUACUGAUCAACGGCGAAUGUUGCUCAGCCCGUUCACGUCUGUCAAGGUGGAAUUCAGCGAUCUCGACGGCCUCUCGUGGUCGGACCCUGCCGCACAGCGUCUCCUCGAGCAGUGGUAUGAGGCUCGAAUAACUACCUCCAUAGCCCCUCCGGAGGAAUUGGAUUGGGGUGUUCCGUUGCACCGUUGCCCCCCGAAGCCCAGGUUCCAGACACCGCCCCGCACUCGUCGCUCACUGGAUGUGGACGAAGAGUCCUUCGAGCUCAUUGAAGACACGAUUCGUGUUUCGAAGGUGAACCGUCCCCCGAUAAGCAUCGUCACAGAACUCGCCGAGAACGAUGUCACCGGUAGCGCGAACGACUGCAUGGACAUCGAAUCUCUAAACGCCGCAGUAACACCUUCAUCUGCCAUCUCCCUCACCCCAUUACCGACCCCCGUUCCCCCAACGACAGUCGAGCAGACCGCCUGCCCAGCAUCUCUGCUCCUCCCCGUCAAAUCCCUUGCGCCGGCCGUCGACUCGCCUGCCCCGAAAAAGAUCAGGCUCACGAAGCGCAUUCCCGCGGGCUCGCGCUCGCCCAACUCCCGGCGCGUCAUCACUCUGCCCACGCGGAUUCCGCAACCGCUCGCCCGCGACAGCGUCGUGAACACCGGGGCAGGUAUGCGCGUCGUCUCUGCGGGUACACGUAAUUUGCCCCGCGUUGCGGACUGCCGCGCUCUCAGGAGAGGGCCGACGCUUCUCUCUGCGCGAACGGGCGCUGGCCCGCCGCUCGCCGCAGAAGUCACGAAAGCUGCCGUCCCGGCGUCGCCGCGGUGUUGCUGA